CCCGCUCGCCGUAGUUUUCGGUUGCUAUGGUCGCCCCGUCCCUUAGUAACGCUCCGUACUGUACAGAUUGUCCGCCACGUUCCGGGCCUGCUUUCCCUCCCGGUCUCCUUCCCUCGGUUCUCCGGUCACGGUGCUGGUCAUGGCGUCUAAUCCGAGCGUUUUUCUCCUUAACGUGAAUGGACAGAUAGAGAGCGCCGAGUUCCCGGAGUUUGAUGAGCUCUACUGCAAGUACUGCUUUGUGUACGGACACGACUGGGCCCCCACCGCUGGGGUGGAAGAAGGGAUAUCCCAAAUCGCAACUAAGAACCGAACUGCGAACCAAAGCAUCGUGUGGAAUUUUCCCAUUGAGAUAACAUUUAAAAGCACCAACCCGUACGGCUGGCCCCAGAUUGUGGUCAGCGUCUACGGGCCGGACGUCUUCGGGAACGAUGUUGUGAGGGGCUAUGGAGCGGUUCACCUUCCCGUUACCCCAGGCAGGCAUAAAAAAACUAUUCCCAUGUUUGUCCCAGAGUCUUCAUCAAGGCUUCAGAAGUUCACCAGCUGGCUCACAGGUCACCGCCCAGAAUUCACAGACCCCAAAGUUGUGGCUCAAGGGGAUGGUCGAGAAGUCACAAGGGUCCGUUCUCAAGGAUUCCUCACCCUUUCCUUCAGCGUUGUGACCAAAGACCUGAAGAAACUUGGCUACACAACAAGCUCCAAUGAGGCUUCCAAUUCAGUGGUAACUUCUAACCCAUAAGUCAGAUACCCAGCCUGUGGUUGCCAUCAAGUGGGACCAUCGAUCUGGAGAGGGGGAAGUAUUAAUAUUCUGAUCUGAAGAGUGUCUCAUGCUAUUAAAUAUAAGUCAAGGAGGUGGCAACAAUUCUAAUACUUGGGAAGCAAACCAAAGCUUCAAUAUGCAGCUGUGAGAUAUCGCCUCUUGAGUGGUGUUUAUAACAAGACUUUGCAGUACAGAUUGUCAGUACAGUUUUGUUUUGUAUCAGGACUAAAGGGGUUGUCCGAAGAAACAGAAGGAACUCCAGGCAGGUGAGCUGGCCUCCCUUAGAAGCUUUUACGGACUGUCUAAAGGGGUUAUCCACUUAAAGACCCAACCUGUGUAUUGCAUCAAAAAGUAUAAUAAAGCAACUUACCAUAUAUACUCGAGUAUAAGCAGAGUGUUUCAGCACGAUUUUUCGUGCUGAAAACACCCCCCUCGGCUUAUACUCGAGUGAACUCUCCGCCCUCAGUGGUCUUCAACAUGCGGACCUCCAGA
Messenger RNA from Hyla sarda, 1249 nucleotides. It is a transcript of the gene B9D1, whose product is annotated as B9 domain containing 1. Bases 140 to 736 code for a protein of 198 amino acids. Lineage: Eukaryota; Metazoa; Chordata; Amphibia; Anura; Hylidae. The record is from RefSeq and is a predicted model, not a curated record. Gene Ontology annotation, cellular component: MKS complex. The transcript is spliced from 7 exons. Gene Ontology annotation, biological process: cilium assembly.